Cyanidioschyzon merolae strain 10D is the source of this 2649-nucleotide messenger RNA. RefSeq names its product similar to Golgi associated retrograde protein complex component VPS53. Bases 1 to 2649 code for a protein of 882 amino acids. Gene Ontology annotation, biological process: retrograde transport, endosome to Golgi. The record is from RefSeq and is a predicted model, not a curated record. NCBI's taxonomy places the organism in Eukaryota, Rhodophyta, Bangiophyceae, Cyanidiales, Cyanidiaceae. The transcript has a single exon. Gene Ontology annotation, cellular component: GARP complex.
AUGACAGCACAAGAACUAUCUGCAUCAAAUGUGCUGUCUCGAUUGAGUCACGAGGACGCCGCGGUAGCGCAAACAGCUACAGAAGCGGCAGACAGCAGCCUCCCGGACGACGUGCCCGAGGAGCCUGGUGCUGAGCCCGUUACCACCUACAUCAACCGCCACUUUCCUUCUCUAGAUACGCUUGAUCAACUGGAAACGCAUCUAGAUGAGCUGCGGACAAAGCUGCGUGCUUUGGAUGCCGAGCUGGUGCACGCCGUGCGACACCAACUGCACGUGCGACGACAGGGCGCUGCGGUAAUCAAACACGCCCAGGAGCGCAGCAAACUCCUAGACGCAGCGCUGGCCGAGGUCGAACGCUCUAUGCGCACAGCAGCCGAGACUCUAACUGAGUCUGCGGAACAGUUUCGACCAAUCGCGAACGUGCGACACAAUCUGUUGCAGGCGCGGGCCCACUUGAAGGCCUUUGUGCGCCUCGCCAAAGCGCUGCGGGACAUGGAAAGCACCAUGGCUGCACAGGACAUGACCGAAACCGCAGAACAUGUGCGACAAGCGCGGGAGGCGUUGGCCGAGCUCCACACACUUCCAGCGAUACCGCUCCUUGACGAACUACAGCAACGCUAUCGUUCGCUGGAGCAACACCUCAGUCGCAUGGUGGUAGCGCUUUUCGGGGAGACCUCGGACACCAGCCAGCGAGCUGAAUACCGAGCUGGCUGCAUCUUGGCAGACGCACUAGAGAACGGCACGCGCGAGGCGGUGCUAAACGCUUUCGUCGUACGCCGUGUGCGCUUGUACGAAGAGGUUUUCGGAGCGCGUGACUCGGACCUUACGCCCAUAGAGACGUUUGAGCGAAGCUUUGCGUGGAUCAGACGAGAACUGCGUUCGUUAGACGAGCACUGGUCAGCGGUGUUUCCCGAAUCCUGGCGAGUGCCGAUGGCGCUGUCGGGGGCUCUGAGCGAUGCGCUUCGACGCAUUGCUCACCGUGACCUCGAAGAGGGCAAAGUGGAUGUCGCCCAACUGCUUCGUGCCCUGCAGAUCACGCUUGAGUUCGAGGCCGAGAUGGUGCGUCGGCUGAACACGCCGCUCACCUGGAACUUGAGCAGUGUGUUCGAGCCCUACAUGGGCGCCUACGUGACUCUGGAGAAUCAACGCUUGCGCGAGGCUAUCGACGGAGCGCUCGAAAAAGAGACCUGGCUGGUACCGGCGCUGGGCCAGCGAGCAGCAGCAGCAGCAGCAGCAGCAGCACCGGAGUACCCCGACGAAAGCAUUGUGCUUCCGAGCGCCAAAACGCUGUUCAUCGAAAUCAAACGCUGCAUGAAACGUUGUGGCGUCUUGACGACAAGCCAGACCUAUUUCAAUCUCCACAAAGCAUUCAAAAAGCACCUGCGCGAUUACGCCUCUGCGAUGGAACGCGAGCUGCUUCGCAUUCGCUCAACUGCCACCACCACCACCACUACUACUACUACUAGUAAUAGUAGUACUAGUACCAACAGUAACAGUAAGAGCACGACAUCGACAGCAGCUGUUUCAGCAGAUGCCGGGAUCACGGAAUCACAGGAGCAAGUCUUAACGAGUGUCUGCUCGCUAUCGCUCACCGCGGAGUACUGUGCGCGUACGACGGAGCAGCUGGCGGAGACGAUUCGACAAGCGGUCGAUGCCGCCUUCACCGACAGCAUCCGAAUGAACGAAGAGCGGGAUGAGUUCCGAGCUAUUGCCGGUCGAGCAGGUAAAGUGCUGGUGGCGCUUACCUGUGCUUGGGCGUUGGAGCCGGCGCUGCACACACUACAGGCGCAGCGCUGGUCCCAAGUCACUGCCGUCGGUGACGUGAGUCCGGCGGUGACGGCGCUGGUGACCAAGCUGGAACGCGUCAGCCGACACGUGGGACGACAACUCCUGCCGCUCUUUUUUCGUUUCUAUCUGGACAAACUCAGUGGUAGUGUUCUGGAACGCUUCACGGAGACGCUGUUUCGAUGCAAACCGCUGAGCGAUGCGGCAGCUCAACAGUUGCUUCUGGAUACGCAGUUCCUCAAGGAGGGCCUCCUGAAGCUCAUAGACUGCCGUUCACCGAGCGUAGAACGCGACGAUCCCUGGUUCAGCAGCUACCAGCGCUACGUUCGCUCUGAAUGUGGUCGAGCGGAAACCAUGCUCAAAGUGCGCCUGGCGAGCGACGACAGCGCUGUGGAUGCCUUCGAAGCGCUGAUGCCGGAAGCGGAACCCAGUGCCCUGCGGCAGAUUUUGGAAUGGAAGGGUCUUCCGCCGCUGGAAGCUGCUCGACAAGUAGUGCAGUACGCAGAGCGAACAGGUGAUCCGGUGCUCGUACACAAGGCGCGUUCCGAAAUGGAGCACCUGGAUACCAGCGGGCAUCGUGCGGCGAACCUGCAGCGGCAAUCGAAAGCAUUGUUUGAGCGUUCGACGACGACAAGUGCACUUGUCGUGGAUAAUGCGAUGGCUGGACGGAGCGUGCCGCCCGGCAGCUUCAGCGAUACGAGCACUUCGCUCCGAGGUGAUGCGAGCAAACCAUCGACAGAAGUUCGGGCGUUCCUGAACCGGUUAGGUGAACGCCUUCGGGAGGUUCGUCUCGGUGACAAACUGGAGUCGACACUGGAUGCUGUCGGGCGAUCCCGUGACCGGCGACGACGCAGCAACUCGUAG